This is a messenger RNA of Racocetra persica, 201 nucleotides long. The record is from the annotation of a GenBank genome assembly. NCBI's taxonomy places the organism in Eukaryota, Fungi, Glomeromycota, Glomeromycetes, Diversisporales, Gigasporaceae.
AAGUAAUGAUUGCAGUAAGCUUAUGGCAGAUUCAUAGAGACCCAAAUCUUUGGAAUGAUGUUGAUAAGUUUAUGCCUGAAAGAUUUAUGAAUCCUGAAAAAGAGAUAAGAAAUAAUUGGGUUCCAUUUUCUAGUGGACCCAGAAAUUGUAUUGGUCAAAAUUUUUCGAUGAUGGAACAAAAAAUUAUUAUAGCAAUGACAU